AUGUCUGUUUCGUCAGCCACUGCAGGAGCUAUUUCUCUCAAAGGUUCUGCCGAUAUAUUGGUGGACUAUUUUUUUUACGCAAUCAACAGUAUCCUCUAUCAGCGUGGCAUUUAUCCGGAGGCGUCGUUCAAAAAGAAUACAAAAUACGAAUUGAGCAUCCUGGUUUCCGCGGAUGAGGCGCUCAAUAAGUACUUGACGGCAGUGCUUGAGCAGCUGCGAUCUUGGUUACUGAUGGGUGUUGUUCAACGACUUGUGUUGGUGAUAAAAUGUGUGAAAACUGAGGAGGUUUUGGAGCGCUGGCAGUUCAACGUAAUCAUGGAGGAUCGAAAUGAAUCGAAAAGCCCGGAGAAGAAGUCCCUCGCUUCCAUUCAGGCAGAGAUUUGCCAUGUGAUACGCCAGAUUGUGGCGUCAAAUACAUUUUUGCCAGUGCUGGACACUUCCUGCACUUUCGAACUGCUUAUUUAUACGGACAAGAACGCCCAGAUCCCAGACGACUGGGAUACAACCGGUCCACAGUUUGUGGCCAACUCUGCCGAAAUCAAGUUGCGCUCUUUCUCAACCACCGUUCACCGAGUUGAUCAUUUAGUAUCAUACAAACUGACCUGCUGAUUCGGCCAACGUUUUGUUAACAUCCGAG
Opisthorchis viverrini is the source of this 637-nucleotide messenger RNA. RefSeq lists its product as hypothetical. The transcript is spliced from 5 exons. The record is from RefSeq and is a predicted model, not a curated record. Bases 1 to 609 code for a protein of 202 amino acids. Gene Ontology annotation, cellular component: kinetochore; nucleoplasm; cytoplasm. Lineage: Eukaryota; Metazoa; Platyhelminthes; Trematoda; Opisthorchiida; Opisthorchiidae. Gene Ontology annotation, biological process: mitotic spindle assembly checkpoint signaling.